AUGGCUGAUGAGUUUGAUGCAGCAGGGUGGGCACAGAUCCAUCAUGCUGCUCAGCGAGGCUUCACCAAGUCUAUCACCUUCUUCCUGUCAGAUGAUGCAAGUCUACUGGAGCUGGAAACCACGGAUGAGCUUCACCUCACUCCGUUCCUCUGUGCUGUGGAUGGAGGCAAAGAAGACUCCAUCAAACUUUUGAUGGAACAGGGGGCCAAUGUUGAGGCUUUGAGUUCCUUAAACCAUGGCGCAGUGGAAAUCUGUGCCAACAAGUUCUACAUUGACCUCCUCACAUAUUUCAUGGACCUCGAUGACCCACGAAUACCUGUGUGGAAACAUCUGUUGCGAUAUGUGUCAUCAGAGGCAGACGAGGAGGCAGAGGCAGCUGGGAAAUGUCUGAGGACCAUGACACAGGGAAGUGAGGAAAGUGGUUUAAAUCCAAACUGGGAACAUCUGUACAAACAUGGAGGGGUACCUGUUAUCGUCAAGGUAGCCAAGGGAAGCAGUAUAGCUGAUGAGGCAAAGAUCCCAGCAUUUCAGACACUACUAAACGUUAUUGAGAAACAUGAAGUGAAGGAACAAGUGAUAAGCUCGGGGGGUAUUCCUACCUUCAUCAAAUUACUGAAAUCCCCUUGUAAUCAUGUCAUUCAACUUUCUGCUGAAAUUCUUAAAGAAAUGGCAACUGAGAAAGAAUAUGCUGAUGUUGAAUCACAGAAUAAUGCCAUUCAGACACUGGUGAAAGUGAUGCAGACAGUUCGUGACGAGGAGGUACUUGUCCAGGUACUUGAAUGUCUUGGAAACAUCGCAGAGGCCAAUACAAAAUUAAAAUCUCAGGUUGGAACUUGUCCUGGAUGUAUUCCUACUAUUGUGGGAUUAUUUGAGAACCAAAAAGACAAAAACCUUCUUCACUCGCUUGCUCGAGUGGUAGGUAAAAUAGCUGAUAAGGAUGAAGUGAAUCAGAACAGCUUUAUUGAAAAUGGUGUCACGCCUCAUAUCGUGGUUCUCACAGCAACACGCAAUCGUGAUAUUCAAGUGUCUGCUGUGGAGGCCAUCAGUAAAGUGGCUGAUAACAAUAAAAAGACACAAAAAGCCAUUCUAGCUGACAAUGUACAGGAACAUUUACUGCGCCUGCUAAAGAAUACAAGGGCAAAAAUAGUGUUAGAAAAAACAGCGCUGGCCCUGUGGUCACUGGCUGGUUCUGACUUCGACAUAAGACGUUACAUGGCGGAACGAAUGGAGGUUAAUCUGAUGAUCGAGUUUGUGAACUCUAUGUCAGAAAAUUUACAGUACAUUGGGGCAGAGGGUUUAAGUGUCUUAGCUCAAGGUCCUCUUACUUACCAGUCUGAAAUUGCACGGCUGAAUGGUAUUGCUCCUCUGGGCAGGCUAAUCCAGAGCAACCAGGAAUACAUUAUCCUGAGUGUUGUACGGUCUAUACGUCACCUUUGUGUGGGUGUGGCUUAUGUCCCUCACAGACCCAAUCAAAAUACCAUACUGCAGUUCCGUGGCAUAAAGUACCUCGUAGCCCUGAUGGUACACUCGGAGAAUGAGAAUAUUCAGGUCGAGUCAGCUCUCACUCUGGGCUGUGUAUCCAUGUGUAACCAGGCGGCACUUGACGAUAUCUACCAGAAUAUUGACUUCAGUUACGUACGAAUCGUGAAGAUGAUGUACUCUAGUAUACCUGAGGUUCGUUUGCUGGCUGGAUCGGCUUUAGCUGCCUUCGCUUAUAACAAUAUCAAUCAACAAAAGCGUAUAGCAGAUCAGGGAGGCGUGCGCUUCAACUGCUUUGUGCCAUUUUUACAGUCGGAUGAUGAAUACUUCAGGUGCAACGCAGCUUUCCAGGUCGUGGUUCUGUCUAAGAUUAUCCCAGACGAGGAGCAGGCUUUAUCUUCAGCAGCAGGAAUUAAACUGUUGGUGGACCUCUUACAGGAUUCUACCUCUAAUGAUACUCUGGCACUGGCCACAGAUUGUGUAGCACGUCUGGGACACACACGGGCAGGUGUUCCAGCAGCUAUGGUAUCUAUCCACGCCGUGGAACAUCUUUGUACUCUACUACAACAUAAGGCUGAACAGGUCCGGGGUAACGCCGCCAUUGCCCUUGGUUACCUGUCCUAUAACCACUCAGCAGAGAGACAACUCCUCAACAGGUGUCGCUCCAGCCCCUACCUCAUCCGAGUAUUGCUGUACUAUACAAAACAAAGUAAGAUCAGCCCUGCCUUCCUGGAGAGUUGGAAACACUACAAGAAGAUUGGUCUGCCUCCAAUCCCUGAGGGACGUCCGAGCCUCAUAGGAUUCAAGCCUGAAGGCAUCAAUGAAAAUCGUCCAAUCACAAUGCUUAGUCUAGACGAAUCUAAUGCCAACACGAGAAGUUUAUCAAACCUGAUGGCUGAUGAUGGAGGAGUCACCGGUAGGUCAUCACGAAUGACCAACACUGCGGCCACUCCACGAAUGUCGAAUACACCCCUACAGCCAAUUGACGCCAACCUUAGUGCCAGUCAAAUGUCCCUAGAUUCCCAGAAGUCUAGUACCUCACUCAUGCAACAAGAAGUUCUAGCUGCGGAAUAA
Messenger RNA from Ylistrum balloti, 2553 nucleotides. RefSeq names its product ankyrin and armadillo repeat-containing protein-like. Bases 1 to 2553 code for a protein of 850 amino acids. Gene Ontology annotation, molecular function: protein binding. NCBI's taxonomy places the organism in Eukaryota, Metazoa, Mollusca, Bivalvia, Pectinida, Pectinidae. The record is from RefSeq and is a predicted model, not a curated record. The transcript is spliced from 6 exons.